AUGCUGUACGAAUUGAUAGCAGUAGUUCGACCGGGCAACCUGGCCCACGUCAAAGAGAUCGCACGAAUCACCGGCCAGCAAAUCCUCGAUAACAAAGGCGUGAUCCGCGGAAUCAAAAAUUGGGGACAGUUCGACCUUCCACGACCGACGACGAAACAUCAAACGCAACACCACCGAGGCCACUAUUUCGUGAUGCAAUUCGACAGCUCGGUGAAGGUGCAGGAGGAGGUCCGGCGAUUGCUGCGUCUCGAUCCUCGCAUGAUCCGCUUUUCUGUGGUCAAAAUUGGGGACAAGCUGGGCGGCGUCAAUGGCGCGAUUGAGAACAUCACAGGCCAGAUACCUUGGAACAUGGGUUCGCAAAAUGCCGAUCUCGCAAACACCUUUGUUUCGUCGGGAGUAGCAAGAGCAGGUGGUUCAGGGUUCUUUUGA
This is a messenger RNA of Rhinocladiella mackenziei CBS 650.93, 429 nucleotides long. RefSeq names its product ribosomal protein S6. The transcript is spliced from 3 exons. The record is from RefSeq and is a predicted model, not a curated record. NCBI's taxonomy places the organism in Eukaryota, Fungi, Ascomycota, Eurotiomycetes, Chaetothyriales, Herpotrichiellaceae. Bases 1 to 429 code for a protein of 142 amino acids. Gene Ontology annotation, molecular function: small ribosomal subunit rRNA binding; structural constituent of ribosome. Gene Ontology annotation, cellular component: mitochondrial small ribosomal subunit; ribosome. Gene Ontology annotation, biological process: translation.